AUGAAAACAUUCUUCAUUACAGGAGAUGUGCCUGUUGGGUAUCAGGUGCCCGAUUUCCCAUCCUUAUAUUGGCCCAUGAACAAUGGUAAGUUCAGCGUCGCAUAUCUCUACUACCUCCCCGAUAUAUGGAGGUUUACGAUCUUCUGGACCAUGAUUCUAUUUGCAAUAGUAUACGGAACUACAGGUGCAAUCGCAUGGACUACACACAAGAAAAUCUUAUUCGGCUUUUGGAUGAUCCCAUUGUAUAUAAUGAUAGGCAUGGCGCAGGCGUUUGUCUCGGGAACUGUGGUGGGUAUAUUGAUCGCGAUCAUAUAUAAGGCAGGGUUAUUUGCAAUGUCUACAUGGAUUCCCUUAUGCUGUGCUGUGGUCCAAAUUUUAUUUAACGUGAGCACAAGUUACUCGAUGACAAGUCCGAUCAUAUGA
Messenger RNA from Kluyveromyces lactis, 423 nucleotides. RefSeq names its product May24p (gene MAY24). The transcript has 2 exons. The record is from RefSeq and is a predicted model, not a curated record. NCBI's taxonomy places the organism in Eukaryota, Fungi, Ascomycota, Saccharomycetes, Saccharomycetales, Saccharomycetaceae. Bases 1 to 423 code for a protein of 140 amino acids.